GUCAAGAACUUGAAAGCAGCAUGCCAUUUUCAGUUCCAAUUCACCCGCUGUCGCCUCAAUUCCUAUGACGUCGAGGGAUGGCAACUGGGCAAACCAGCACAUCCCACACACAUUUCUUGCCUACCAUUUCUGAAACAUCGAACAGUGAAUAUGCUCCCCCACCAUUUGCACAUGUACAUAUACCGUUGGUUCCUUUGCGUCGUGCAACCCCAUUGAAUGAUUUUAUUAAUAUUAUUACCCAUUUGAGCUCUUCCCAACUCCAGUAGAUACCUUCUUAGUCAAGAGAUCCCCUCGCCGCCGACAUGACAGUACAAGAAGAGAUUCUACAACAAGAAAGUAACACAACACCCGACAGUUCCCCGUCACAUCCGGAUCGCAAUGCUUCCUGGGAUAAGGCAGCUGGCGAGUUCGCGAGCCAGGUGGAAAAGCUAUCGCAUCAGCACCCGUCUGAGAGUGACGGCGAUGGUAUCGCGGUCGAGGCACGAUUCGUGACUCCCCAGGAUCCGGUGCUUGUGACUUCUGAUGGCAACCGUCUGCCUCCGGUGCCCUUAGAAGAAGCUCACAAGUUGAAUGUGCUAAGGGAGGAACUGAAGGAUCACCGACCGACGACACUCCCGGCUAGUGAGAGGGAGGGCCACGGUUCCGACGAAGCCGAGAUUGGACCAGCAACAGACCAUGUGGCUAGGAUUGCGGCAGAGAAGGCAAAGAAAGGGGGCCUAAAAUCACCAGACGGGAGUCUAAGGCGGUCGAUGCCCCCGACGCAUACGAACCCCUUAUUUCCACCUUUACCACUCUACGGGCCCCCGUCUCUACUCAGGAACAUCCAGUGCCGCGUCUUUCAGAUAUCGUCUUUCUUCCUCAGCCUAGCGUUUCUAGAAGUCAUCGUCCUCGGUGCACUCUUUACCAGCAUCGGGCCGUGGCUGAAGCGCCGAUGGCAGCGGCUAACGUUCCGAAAUCCAGACGCCGCCCGGCCGUUUUACGAGGAGGAAAUGAAAGAGAAAAAACAAAGAAAAGAAAAAGAACGGGAAUGGAUGCGCAGACAAGCCCCUUCGCCCUCGCAGGCAUCCGAAGAGGGCAUCAGCGCGGACGGGGAUGGUUUUACGCCUACCGAGGGCGGUCCGGACCCGAUUGUGUGUGACCCAGCCUACUACGCCCGCCGUGUCGGGCUUGACAUGGAGAUUUUCCAAGUCCAGACCGAAGAUGGCUUCAUCAUCGAGCUGUGGCACGUCUACGACCCGAAAGAGUACCAACCUCUACCCCCAGAAGAACGAGCCCACGGCGAGCCCGAGGCAUUCAGGGAUCCUAAACAAAAACACACCAACACCAACACCACCAACAACACCGGCUCACCUAAUCAGAAACCCAAAUUCCCCGUUCUCCUCAUGCACGGCCUCCUGCAGAGUUCGGGGGCCUACUGCGUCAACGACGACGCCUCGCUGGCCUUCUACCUCUGCAAGUCCGGCUUCGACGUAUGGCUAGGCAACAACCGAUGCGGCUUCCAACCGCGGCACGCACUGCUCGACUACGCCGACCCGCGCAUGUGGUGCUGGAACAUCCGCCAGAUGGGAGUCUUCGACCUACCCGCGCUAGCGGCACGAGUCCUUUACGAGACGGGGUUCGCACGGCUCGGACUGAUCUGCCACUCGCAGGGCACCACACAAACACUCGUCGCGCUGGCCAAGGAGCAGCGGCCGGCGCUGGGGGAGCGGCUGACGGUGUUCUGCGCGCUGGCGCCCGCGGCGUACGCCGGCCCGCUCAUCGGCAAGAUGUACUUCAAGUUCAUGCGGGUCAUCACCCCCGCCAUGUUCCGGCUCAUGUUCGGCAUCCACGCCUUCAUCCCGCUCAUGAUGGCCACCCACCGCGCCCUGGCCCCGCGCAUCUACGGCUGGCUGGGCUACAAGGUCUUUUCCUUCUUGUUCAACUGGUCCGACACCCGCUGGGACCGCGGCCUGCGCGACCGCAUGUUCCAGUUCGCCCCCGUCUACGUCAGCUCCGAGUCCAUGCGCUGGUGGCUGGGGCGCGAGUGCUUCGCCCGCCACAAGUGCAUCCUGGCCACCAAGGAGGAGUGGCGUGCCGAGGAGCGCGAGGAUCACGAGCGCGAGCAGCAGCAGCAGCGUCGGCGCCGGCGCUCUGUCCUGGCCGCCGACGCGGCGGACGACCGCGAUGCUGAGGUGGGGCAGCAGCAGGCGGCCGCCGGCGAGAAGUCGGAGCAGCCCUCUCCCGCCGCCGCCGCCCCCCCCGCCGAGGCGCACAAGAAGAAGCCGCGUGGGUCGACGGCGUGGUACAACCACCAGGCGCCGCCCUUCGCGCUGUGGGUGUGUGGCAACGACGCGCUGGUGGACGGCGGCAAGCUGCUGCGCAGGUUUGAGCGCGGCCGCGAGCCCCAUGUCAGGGUGGUGCACAGCAAAGUCAUCCCCGAAUAUGAGCAUCUGGAUGUCAUCUGGGCUAUGGACGCUCCGGAACAGGUGUUUAAGGAGGUCCGGGAGGUGUUGUGGAAGACGUGUGAUGUGAGGGACGUGUGCCGUGUUCCCAGGGGCUGUGAGGAGGUGGAGGCGUGGGUGCCGCCGGAAAGGGGAGGGGAGGAGGAGGAGGAUUUGGUGUCGAGCAGUAGCGAGGAUUUGUGAUGGUCAUGUUCGAGGGGGUGUCAUAAUUUCCGAGCAUGUUGUUGGUGGGGGGAACCAAGGAAAAGAAUACUGGUGAGUGAGGGGAUACGCUGUGAUGGAUAGACCAUCGGCAACAAUGGGAUGUGUUUGGGUUAGAAUAAAAAGGGGUGAUAUAGCCGGCGGCUUUUCCCAUAGAGAUACAUGAUUAGAACGCUCGCUGAGAGAUUGCAGCCCCUUGCUGGUAAUUCUGUUGGACCGUGGGACAAUAGACAAGCACGCCGAGACGAGACUGGUAUCGGUUGCACACAC
Chaetomium fimeti is the source of this 2912-nucleotide messenger RNA. Its product is annotated as Alpha/Beta hydrolase protein. The record is from RefSeq and is a predicted model, not a curated record. Gene Ontology annotation, biological process: lipid metabolic process. Bases 303 to 2624 code for a protein of 773 amino acids. NCBI's taxonomy places the organism in Eukaryota, Fungi, Ascomycota, Sordariomycetes, Sordariales, Chaetomiaceae. The transcript has a single exon.